Symbiodinium necroappetens is the source of this 1410-nucleotide messenger RNA. The record is from the annotation of a GenBank genome assembly. NCBI's taxonomy places the organism in Eukaryota, Dinophyceae, Suessiales, Symbiodiniaceae.
GCGGAGCAUGUGGCGCACUUCUUCUCUGCACUGCAGGGAAAGCAGGUCGACAAUGUAAAGGAGCUGGACGAGAAGGCUGCCGAUUGGCUCAGCAGACGGCAGCGCAUGAAGCGCAGAGAGGUCUCAAUAUGUACUGCCUGUUUCGUCGAGCCUCUGCUGAUCACGUUUGAUGCUAGUGGCUUUGGACCGGCCAAGGAGGCCGAUAGUCUCCUCCGAGCUCAUCUCCUGCACGACUUGGGCGGGAAGGCAAGCUUCAGCAAGCUAGCGCGCCAGCUAAGCUGGAGCGAGGCAGAAGUCGCCAGCUACUUUCAAAGCGUGGACGAAGGUGCUCCGCUCAGCAUCUUGGACGGGCUCUUGCAGCCUGAAAGGUAUCGGGAGCACUACUUCGACUCCGCACGUGUAUCGCUAACCGUCCCACUUGCAGGGCCACCCCGAGAGCUUGGCAGUGAGCCCCUCGUCUCGUGGCUGAUACCAGCCCGAAGCUGCGAAGACUUCCUCCUUGACUGUUUUCGCUCCAUUGAGCAGCAGGUUGGAGUGGCUGCUGGAUCCUACGAAAUUGUGGUGGUCGAGGACGCUUCGGAAGAUGGAACAUCGGCGAUUUUGCAGCACUACGCAGACAAGCGCCCGAACGUUCGCAUCGUUGAUAGCAAUGGAAUGCAACAAGGCGUGGCCGGAUGCCUACGCGAAGGCUGGGAGCACUGUCGGGGUCGCUUUGUGGCCCGCCUGGAUGCAGACGACGAGGCUGACCUCCAGCGGCUGUCCAAGCAGCUUCGCUACAUGGAGCAGCAUCCGUCUGUCUCCGUACUGGGUGGCCGCCACAGAUCCUUCUUCACGGAGCACCGCAAGUUCACAGUGGAGCGAAUAUCGAAAAAGGAGGAUGGCCGAGUUGUAGCCGCCGUCUGGCGGGAGUUUCAUGGGCAGCAAACAUCUCGCGCGCGGGAGCAGAUCUGCUUAGCUGAAAAAGGCGAGCAGGUGCUGGUCGUGGAGGGCCCGGCUGAGUACUUGAACUGCAGAUUGCUGCGAGUCGGCGAGGAGUCCAUGGUUCUUCAUCCAGAGAGAUGGCAAGAGGCUCUGAGUGCUGCACAAGGUGGCCGAGGGGAGGUUCUUCUUCUGCGGAGAGAUCCGUUGGAGCCCGCACAGGGAGGUCGAUGGAUGCAUCCCUGUCUUGUGCGGGCGGCCUCUCUGUUCGAGGAGUGCGUGCUGGGGACAACGUGCCUCUUCCGCAAGUCGCACUUCGGUGAGGAGUGCCCAUUCAAGCGGGAGGAGGCAGAAAAUCAUUGGCUCUGGUUGGGCCUGGAGUCGAACCAACAUGCCAUGAACAUUGCUGACGUCCUGGUGCACACCAGGCCAUCAGAAGUACAAGGGACCCGAGUCCUUGAGAAGUCUGUGACGCCCCGUAACUUGCUCUAG